Messenger RNA from Arachis ipaensis, 840 nucleotides. RefSeq lists its product as uncharacterized. The record is from RefSeq and is a predicted model, not a curated record. Lineage: Eukaryota; Viridiplantae; Streptophyta; Magnoliopsida; Fabales; Fabaceae.
AUGAAGAAAGAGCAAAUACGUGAUAAUGGAAACUACCUCACCGAAAGAAUCCUAAGAGCCAAGUUAUCGAAGGAUUUUGACAAGCCGAUCGACAUGAAGUAUGAUGGGACGAAGGACCCACAAGAACACCUAAUGGCCUUUGAGGCCAGGAUGAAACUAGAACGAGCUGUCGACGCAGUUCGCUGCAGGGCCUUUUUGGUGACCCUAGCCGGCCUAGCAAUCAAGUGGUUUAACGCCCUCUCAAAUAGCUUGAUAACCAAAUUCGACAACAUCUCCAGAAAAUUCAUGGCUCAAUUCACCACCAGGACCACAAAAGCGAAACACCUGAUUAGCCUACUCAGCGUCACGCAACGACCAGAUGAACCCACGAGGAAGUACCUUGACAGGUUCAACGAUAAAUGCCUAACCAACGGGCUCAUGAAUGAAGAUUUCCGGAAGCACUUCACAACCAAGCCGGUCUGGAUGACGAUGCAUGAAAUCCAGAACAUCGCGAAGGAAUACAUAAACAACGAGGAGGUAAGCCAAGUCGUAGCGGCCAAUAAACGGAACCACGACAAAAUGACACCCCGAAGUAAUCCACCGACCAAAGAAACCCCAAAGGAACACUUCAAACUUGCUGCCCUCAAUCGACUACCCAGAGUGGAAAAGUUCACAAACUACACCCUUCUACUGGCCCUAAUCACAGAAAUCUACCACCAAAUAACAGAACAAGGCAUCCUCCCAAAGGCCAGACAAUUGAAAGAACGCACAGGCGAUAACAAAAGCCUAUACUAUGAUUAUCACAGAGGAUACGGACACAAGACUCAAGACUGCUUCGACCGUAAAGACGCUCUCAAAUAA